Dicentrarchus labrax (European seabass) is the source of this 2133-nucleotide messenger RNA. RefSeq lists its product as uncharacterized. Gene Ontology annotation, molecular function: calcium ion binding. The transcript is spliced from 10 exons. Bases 35 to 2062 code for a protein of 675 amino acids. NCBI's taxonomy places the organism in Eukaryota, Metazoa, Chordata, Actinopteri, Moronidae. The record is from RefSeq and is a predicted model, not a curated record.
CUUUUCACAUGUUUCAGUACGUUGUGGAAGUAAAAUGCCCCGAAGGAACAGCUUUAGUGUGCUGCUCAUAUUUCUGCUGAUAUUUGGUAUAUUUUGGAAACACAGUGACUCGCAGGUGAACAGAGAGGAAGCCAACAACCCUCCAGAUGGACACGGAGGAGGCGACGGUGCGUUCUUCGCCCUGCGGAGCUGCCACCAGCUGCUGCACGCCGACACCGGGGAGUUCUUCUCCCCGGACUACCUUUGCUCCAACCCGCCUCUGUGGUGCAACUGGACCAUCCAGGUGGAUCCCAGAAAUAGGGUCCAACUCCACCUGGAGGACCUGACCCCCGAUGACGCCUGCCACCUCAAACAGGACCAGAUCCACGUGGACGAGCCCGUCGGACACUUUAGGGGUCACAAGGUCCUGGAAAAGUGCUGGCGGGAGGCGAAGUACACCUCCUCCUCCAACACUCUGUAUGUGGUGCUGCUGAUCGGCGGCAGGCCCAGCUCGACCUACAGGGGCUUCUAUGGCCGAUACCAGGCGUUCGGACCACCGGUGGUUUACAACCCACAGGAAGGAUUCACAGAGAGAAACAGGAACUCAGAACCAUCUCUUGGACUUGUGGACUUGAAUGAAUUUGUGAUGAAUGGUGAACAGUUGGAGUCAGAUUUACAGCGACAUCUGUCACCAGCAAAUUCUGAUCUCAUGUAUGAUUAUUAUGAUCAACCUUCAGCCAUGACGGUGGAUUUGCCCAAAGAGGACACAGACACUGAGGUGGGUGAAAACCACCGUCCGGCCACGGAGAACCGCAGCCACGUCUACCUGUUCACAGCCACAGUGCCAGCAUCCACACAGGGGACCUCUCGAUCGGGAAGAGGUGCCACUCAAACCCCUCCAGACCCGACCGACCCAUCAGUCCACCCUGCGUCUCCACAGCAGCUGCAUCACAUCAUUGAUGAGAUCAAACCCAAUGCUCGCUCCCCGACAGCAAUACGAAGGGACGUGGAGGAAGUGUGGAGCAGUGUGUCCGAGGAGGAGAAGUCUGCUGAUGGCGGGAACCGGACGGAGGUCAGCGAGGCCUCAGACCGGCUUCCUUCGCACUCUGAAGGCCCAGAACCAAAGGAGACUGAGCAGACUCAUCCUCAACCCAACAUGGUGGAGCCGCUGUCAGACCACAAAGUGAACAUGAACAUUAGGAAUCACUCUGAAAUUCCACACCUUCCUGGCGGUCACCUGUUUGAAGUGGCCGUUGAAGUGAACUUCAGUCUUGAUUUGGAGGAGCUGUGGGACAACCUGGCCAAGUCGCUGCUGCUGUCAGUAAAACAUUCGAUCAGUGAAAAGCUGGAAGCUCUACACACGCCGCUGUCUGUCUCUUCUAAAAGAAUAAAGAGAUUGAGCGCAGGAGUGCUGUACAUCCUCUGGCUGCAGAUCGGACAGGGGCCUGGAGGUCUGCAGGUCCACGAGGUCGUCCACUCUGUCCUGCAGGGCUUCAUCGGCACUGAUGUCGCCGUCAGAGGAAAGCACGGGAAGGCUGUUAUCAUGUCCCUGUCAACGGCAGAUGUAAACGAGUGUGGGACGCAGAUGGUGCUGUGUGACGUUAACGCGGAAUGUGUGAACCACUUUGGUUCGUAUUCGUGCCGCUGCAGGCCGGACUUCCAGGACGCGUCCCGCCUGGGAUCAGGAGGAACCGUCUGUGUGGAUAUAAAGGCUGCAGGUUGCAGCUCAGGCCUGUCCGCUGAGACUAAAGGCGUCUACGUGCUUUUCUUCCUGCUCAGCUCCCUCAUCCUGAUGCUGCUGGCGGUGGCCGGCAUGCUGUACCACCGCCACCACCGGGGGGCGUUCCUGGUUCAAUGCCACAGUGGCAGUAGCAUCUCUCCCGCUGACCCCAACAACAACCACCACCGCCACCAUCAUGAUGACUCUGACCUGCCCCCUCCACCCCCGCCUGCCCGGGGCUUCAGGGAGAGCUGGCCCCAGGUGAAGGAGCGCUGCCCGUCCGUGGACCUGCCGCUGCUGCGCUUCAGCCCGCUGCUGCCGCCGGACGGCUACAUGGAGCCAAAAGAGGACGGGAAGAUGUGACGAGAUGGUGGACGCAGUUUCUGAACUCUAUUCAUUAAAAUUUGUUUUCAUUCAGUUUACUUUCUGUUUUG